Messenger RNA from Lodderomyces jiufengensis, 1128 nucleotides. RefSeq names its product type 2C protein phosphatase (gene PTC7). Bases 1 to 1128 code for a protein of 375 amino acids. The record is from RefSeq and is a predicted model, not a curated record. The transcript has a single exon. Lineage: Eukaryota; Fungi; Ascomycota; Pichiomycetes; Serinales; Debaryomycetaceae.
AUGUUACUAUCUUUUAUUUCCAAAAGGUCAAUAAUACCUACUUUUACUCAAAAUUUUAUAAAAACUUCAUUAAAUCAAUCAGCAAGAUCAUUUACAUCAACUAAUUCAAAUUCAAAUUCAUAUACAAGCUCAACAGGAUCAUCAUCAUCAUCAUGGAAUUCAAAUAAUAAUAAAUCAUAUUCAACUUCAACUUCACAACCAACUUCAUCACAACCCCCAGCAUCUACAUCAGCAUCAUUAAAUUAUGAUUCAGCAUUAACUACUUUUACAAAUUAUAAUGUUGCUGUUGCAUAUCAACCAAAAAAUAGAAAACCAAGUACAAAUUUAUUCAAGAAACAAAAUAAUAAUACUGCUGCAUUGGAUUCACCAACUGGGGAAGAUAAUUUAUUUGUAACGAAACAAAUUCAAGAUGGUUCUAUAGCAAUUGGAGUAGCUGAUGGUGUUGGGGGUUGGUCAGAAGCAGGAUAUGAUUCUUCUGCAAUAUCAAGAGAAUUAUGUUCACACAUGAAAUUGAAUUUUGAAAAAGACACUAGUAAAAAUAUAACGGCAAAAUCUAUAUUAGAUGAAUCUUUUAAACAAAUUUUACAAUCAGAUAAAGUGGAAAUUGGAGGGACAACUGCAUGUUUAGGAAUAUUAACAUCAGACCUCAAAUUAAAAGUUGCAAAUUUAGGAGAUUCUUGGUGUGGAUUAUUUAGAGAUUAUAAAUUAAUAAAAGAAACAAAUUUCCAAACUCAUAAUUUCAAUACACCAUAUCAAUUAGCUAAAAUCCCAAAACAUAUAUUAAAAAAAGCAGAAAUGGAAGGUAGAAGAUAUAUAAUAGAUUCUCCCAAUUUAGCAGAUGAAUAUGAAUGGGAUUUAAAACCAAAUGAUUUAAUCAUGUUUGCAACUGAUGGAGUAACAGAUAAUGUUAUACCUCAAGAUAUAGAAAUUUUUUUAAAAGAUGAAUUAAGUGAAGGUGAUACAGAACUUGAUAUUAUAGCAAAAAAAUUUGUUAAUGAAGUUGUUAAAGUAAGUAAAGAUAGUAAUUAUCCUAGUGCUUUUGCUCAAGAAUUAAGUAGAUUAACUGGUCAAAAAUAUUUAGGUGGUAAAGAAGAUGAUGUUACAAUUGUAUUAGUAAAAGUUUUAUAA